Messenger RNA from Leptosomus discolor (cuckoo roller), 1512 nucleotides. Lineage: Eukaryota; Metazoa; Chordata; Aves; Leptosomiformes; Leptosomidae. The record is from RefSeq and is a predicted model, not a curated record.
GUGGUGCACAGGCUAAAGGAAGAGCAGAUGAGGAGGAAAAAGCGAGAAGAUCGUCUUGAGAAAAUUCGCCAUAAUGUGCAGUUAAAAUAUGCAGCAAAGAGGAAGAGAUCUGAGGAGGAUGAGACAAAGCGCCUCCUUCAGCUCAGCAAGGAGGUUCUUUCAGAGGCAGCUGGAGCAGAUGUUCUAGAGCAGCUGGAUCACAAUGAGGAGGAGCUGAUUCUUGCUGAAUAUGAGAGUGAUGAAGAAAAGAAAGUGGUCUCUGGGCUGGAAGAAGAUGACGAGGAUUUGGAAGAGGAACAUGUGACUAAGAUUUACUACUGCAGCCGCACUCACUCCCAGCUGUCCCAGUUUGUGCACGAGGUGCAAAAGAGUCCUUUUGGCAAAGACACACGUCUGGUCUCCUUGGGAUCCCGGCAGAACCUGUGUGUGAAUGAGGAGGUGCAACGCUUGGGGGCUCUCCAGCUCAUCAAUGACCGCUGCAUGGAGAUGCAAAAGAACAAACAUGAAAAGAAGAGUGGUGAAGAGAUGGAAGGGAAGAAGAGACGUGCGAGUCGCACCGUAUGCCCAUUUUAUUCCUAUGAGCAAAUGCAGUUUCUCCGCGAUGAAGUUCUAGUGGAAGUGAAGGAUAUUGAGCAGUUGGUGGCUUUGGGCAGGGAGACCAAAGCCUGCCCGUACUAUGGGAGUCGAUACGCCAUUCCUGCUGCUCAGCUGGUGGUACUGCCCUAUCAGACGCUCUUGCACGAGCCUACCAGGACCGCUGCUGGGAUCAAGCUGAAGGACCAAGUCGUAAUCAUUGACGAGGCCCACAACCUCAUAGACACCAUCACCUGUAUCCAUAGUGCGGAGGUCAGUGGCUCUCAGCUGUGCUGUGCCCACUCCCAGCUGUUGCAGUACAUGGAGCGAUACAGGAAACGUUUGAAGGCAAAGAACUUGAUGUACAUUAAGCAGAUCCUGUAUUUGCUGGAGCGGUUUGUGGCCAUGCUGGGAGGCAAUGUGAACCAAAAUCCUAGCUGUCAGGCAGUUUCCCAAACAGGGACAGUGCUAAAAUCCAUCAAUGACUUUCUAUUUCAGAGCCAGACUGACAAUAUCAACCUCUUCAAGGUUCAGCGUUACUGCGAGAAGAGCCUCAUCAGUAGGAAGCUUUUUGGGUUUGUGGAGCGCUACGGAGGCCCUGCCAUGGCUGUGAAGACCAACAAGGAGAACCAGAAGUUGGCUGGUUUGCAGAACUUUCUUCUGACCCUCCAGCAGGGAUCUGAUAAAGAGAGGACUCCCCAGAGCCUUCCCGUGGAGGCUGAGAACGACCAGCUCCGAGCUGCCUCUCCACUGAUGCAGAUUGAAGGAUUCCUCUCAGCCCUCACGAACGCAAACCAGGAUGGCAGAGUCAUUCUCAACAGGCAAGGCACAGUUGGUCAGAGCAGCCUCAAAUUCCUCUUGCUGAAUCCAGCUGUCCACUUUGCCAAGGUGGUGGAAGAAUGCCGUGCUGUAAUCAUCGCUGGGGGCACCAUGCAGCCG